Messenger RNA from Epinephelus lanceolatus (giant grouper), 2999 nucleotides. It is a transcript of the gene st6galnac5b, whose product is annotated as ST6 (alpha-N-acetyl-neuraminyl-2,3-beta-galactosyl-1,3)-N-acetylgalactosaminide alpha-2,6-sialyltransferase 5b. NCBI's taxonomy places the organism in Eukaryota, Metazoa, Chordata, Actinopteri, Perciformes, Serranidae. Gene Ontology annotation, biological process: oligosaccharide metabolic process; ganglioside biosynthetic process. Gene Ontology annotation, molecular function: alpha-N-acetylgalactosaminide alpha-2,6-sialyltransferase activity. The record is from RefSeq and is a predicted model, not a curated record.
GGUGAUGCUGCCGCUCAAGUGUUGCAUGCUGAAGAGUCCCGACGCUCAGUGUGAGAGCUUUAAAGGAUGUUAGGAUGAAGGUUGGAAACGAGGGGAAAUGAAGAUGAAGAUAAGAGUGUGCCAAGGGGUUAGUGGCAUCAUCAUCAUCACCAUGGUUACCAGUUUUAUGUUGGUGUACAACAGCAGCUCUGGCGACAGAUCAUCCUCCUCAUCUGCAUCAUCGGUGUCAUCCCACCGUGUAGAUGGUCCUGCUCCAUCCACGAGGAAGCCGGAGAGACUGCAGAGACUCCUGACACCAACACUUGAGGGGUACACAGGUGUCAUGGAUCAUAAGCCUCUGAAGAUGCACUGCAAGACUUGUGCCCUGGUGACCAGCUCUGGCCAGCUAACUGGGAGCAAGAGAGGUGAAGAAAUCGACCGCUCUGAGUGCGUAAUCCGUAUGAACGAUGCUCCCAGCAUCAGAUAUCAGCGAGAUGUCGGGCGACGCACAAGCUUGCGUGUCAUAGCUCACUCCAGCCUGCAGAGGGUGCUGCGAAGCCGGCAGGAGCUGCUCAAUGCGAGCCAAGACACAGUGUUCAUCUUCUGGGGACCCAGCAGCUGCAUGAGACGGGAUGGAAAGGGCCACGUUUACAACAACCUCAGGCUGUUAAACCAACUUCUGCCCAAACUUAAAGUCUACAUUAUUUCUCGGAUCAAAAUGCUCAAGUUUGAUGAGCUGUUUAAAAAGGAAACGGGGAUUGACAGGAAGAGUUCCAACUCCUGGCUGAGUACCGGCUGGUUCACCAUGGCCAUAGCCCUGGAGCUGUGUGACAGGAUCAAAGUGUAUGGCAUGGUGCCUCCUGAUUUCUGCAGAUCCUCCUCUCAUCCCUCUUUGCCGUAUCAUUACUAUGAGCCCGCGGGGCCCGACGAGUGCUCCAUGUAUCUCUCCCACGAGAGGAGUCGGCGAGGAAGCCACCACCGCUUCAUCACGGAGAAGGCAGUGUUUGCAAACUGGGCUCGAACCCUCAACAUCCACUUUCACCAGCCAGACUGGAAACCAGAUGCUGUCAACACCAACAUGAACAGCUCAUACACUCCGGUUCCAGCUGGAUCCUGAGAUUCACUCCACUGACGAUCCUCAGACGUGUGGAAUAUUUGUGUGGACGGUUUCCAGGGCUCAGAUUCCCUCUCUGGACAAUAUGAAUGCAUGAGACAACAGUAGGACAGAGCAGGCUACUGUUGUGGCUGUUAGCCCGCUGUCUAAGCAGCUUGGCAGAAUGGGAUCAUUGCAUAAUAGCAGCACAAAGCCCCAACAAUGUUUUGGAAGUGUAACUAUAAUAGGAUGAAUUUCAUACUGGAAUCAAAGCCAUGGAGGUUGGCUCAAGUGUUUUUUUACUCAGUGUAGAGCUGCUUUGACAACACUUGAGCUGUUAGAGAGGAGACAGACAAUGAGGCAGAACACCGCUGCAAUAACAGCAGUAUGACUGAUUCAUUUUCAUAAACUAAACACAGAUUCACUGAGGACACUUGGGUCGUGUCCUCAUUAUUUGGGAAUGUGGGAGUUUUAAUGACCUGAGGAGGAGUUUACACUUCACAAUAAAACACAAAUUAAAUGUAGUGUUUUUUUCAAAGCUCAUUGUGAUAUUUUUAGAGGCACUGUGUUUAACGUUUUAAACACUCUUAUACCCUUUUCAACAAUACAAUAAUCACAAUACAGGCAACAGAGAGAAGAUAAAUGUGACAGUUACAGUUUUGCAAUAGCAGACACCCCGUGUUUAGUUGUAACAUACAGCCUAUUCAUACUGUAUACUGCAAUAAAUUCAAAGAUGUAAGUAAAACAUACAACAAUGGUUUUAACAAUAAACAAUACAAACAAACAAGCCAUACAGUUAUUGCUUACUGACAAACAAACACAAUAUGUAUAUUCUAGUGGUGUCUGUGUUGUGUUGAUAUGAAGAGGCCCAGACUGUGGACAUCAUUGGAGGCAAUCUCUGUUUAUUCCCCCCAUGGAGUGCAACAGCAAAAGGGUAAAAACAAAAUUACGACUAUUUAAACUCAAGCCCCUACACAAAUGAAGUUACACAGGAAUAUGUUAGCAUAUUAUACAAUAAGGUUAGGCUGAAAAAUGAACUUAUAAACAGCUUAACAGUGCCAGAACACAGAAAUUAUUAUGAGAGCAAUAUCGCUUACCUCUACCAUGGAGUACAACAACAGAAGGGGAGAGGGAAGGCGGGAGACACCCCUUUAUAGGUGGGGUACCCCCAAUGGUGAGCGUAGGGGUACAGAAACUGAGUAUCAAACGUUCCACAUACUGACUAUGGAGGCCUAAGUGUGUUAUUACAAAUGUACAUUUGAUUGUGUUACACAUAUUACUGUGAGUACUGAGUAUAAAGUGGCAGUCUUUAAGAUUUCAGUCCUGGCUGAUUUGCCCUGCAGUUACUGGUGGUAGCAGCAUAUGUGGUUCAGUUCUCCAGGCCACAGAGUUCUGGAAGGAGCAAAACAAACUGUCAUCAUAUUAAUAAAGACAGCAGGCAAUAUUUGACCUUUCUCCAUCAUUCAAUGAGCAACCAUGAUGUGAUUUUAUGUGGCAAAAAACAUGUCUCUGCAGAUAGCGGGGCACAGUGAAAGGAGUUGGUUCUUCAUCACAUAGCUCACUGUGGCUGCUCCUUCUGCAAUAUUUCAAACGGUUUUGCAGUCAUGACGUGAAUGUUGCCCUCAAUACCCUCAUAAUAUUACAUAUAUGUAAAUAUUGCUUUAAUCAGUGGCUGGCUCAGUCACUAUUGUGAUAUCUCAUUUGGCAAUAGAUUCUACACAAAUUAAUGAAGGGAAACCAGACUUUAUUAUAUUUUUAAGUGAUGCAUUCAAUGUCAUGAUCUCCUUGAUCUAUCUUAUAACAUAUUGCAGGUAGGCAGCCUUCCUACUGAACAAUGAAGUAAAUUCUGUGGCAUUCAAACCAUAUGAGGUAAUGCUGUGAGGUGAAAUAAAUACUGCCAUACUGAACAUGGAUUUUGGGUCUAUUG